Doryrhamphus excisus (bluestripe pipefish) is the source of this 2239-nucleotide messenger RNA. RefSeq names its product tripartite motif containing 54 (gene trim54). Gene Ontology annotation, cellular component: cytoplasm. The record is from RefSeq and is a predicted model, not a curated record. Gene Ontology annotation, biological process: regulation of microtubule cytoskeleton organization. Gene Ontology annotation, molecular function: zinc ion binding. NCBI's taxonomy places the organism in Eukaryota, Metazoa, Chordata, Actinopteri, Syngnathiformes, Syngnathidae.
ACGGAGUGAUGGCACAGAGGGAAAAAGGGGAUGGACAGCUGGACAAACUAGGUCUUCAAGUGGUCGCUUGGAUCCAACUGACGUAGAAACCAACAGCUGAGACGCUCCUUCCAAGUUUCCGGAACCUUCUCCGUGUUUCAUUGUGACCCCGGGAGGUGAUGAACUUUGCCCUUCAGCCGGCUGGAAGUCCGGGUCGCAGUCGGGGGGGUCGCGGCGCGGCUGCCGGCGGAAGCGGAGGAGCGACCAUGGAGAACCUGGAGAAGCAGCUCAUGUGUCCCGUCUGCCUGGAGAUGUUCUCCAAGCCGGUGGUCAUCCUGCCCUGCCAGCACAACCUCUGCAGGAAGUGUGCCAACGACAUCUUCCAGUUGUCCAACCCGGCGUGGCAGUCGCGAAGCUCGUCCAGCGUGGCCGCCAGCGGGAGUCGCUUCCGCUGCCCGUCGUGUCGUCACGAGGUGGUCCUGGACCGCCACGGCGUGUACGGCCUGCAGAGGAACCUGCUGGUGGAGAACAUCAUCGACAUGUACAGACGCCAGGAGGCCUCACGGUUGGUUAACGACAAGCCGGAGACGCAGCAGCAGCAGCUGACGUGCGACGAGCACGAGGACGAGAAGAUCAACAUCUACUGCCUGUCCUGCCAGACGCCCACCUGCUCCAUGUGCAAAGUGUUCGGCCGACACAAAGAGUGCGACGUGGCGCCGCUCGGCAGCGUCUACCUGAGGCUCAAGACGGAGCUCAGCGACGGCAUCGCCGGCCUGGUGGCCAACAACAACCACAUCCAGGCCACCAUCACGCACAUGGAGGACGCGUGCGACGCCAUCCAGGAGAACGCUCGCCAGCGCCGCGAGCAGAUCGCCAGCCAGCUGGAGACUCUGGCGGCCAUCUUGGACGAGCGCAAACAGGAACUGGUGCGUCUGAUCACCCGGGAGCAAGACGACAAGCUGCAGCACGUGCGGGCGCUCGUCCGGCAGCACGGCGAGCGGCUGGAGGCCGCCGUCACGCUGGUGGAGUCGGCCAUUCACGCCGCCGAGGAGCCGCACAUGGCGCUCUUCAUCCAGAGCGCCACGGUCAUACUGGACAAGAUGUCUGCGUCCACGCUGGACGCCAGCGUCCUGCGUCCGCCACUCCACGAUGACGACAUGAGCCACUUUGUCAUCGACGUGGACGACAUCGCUGACAUGUUGGCCAACAUCGACUUCUGCCACACUUCUGCGGGCGACGGCGAAGACGACCUCGGGGAUGACUCCGAACUGGACUGAGCCGCCCCCAGACAGAGUUCCGUGUGCGACGUCUUUAAGCGUCCUGGCAAAAGACUAAAGAUGCGACCGGGCUGAGUCACACGUUGCGUAAACAAUAAAAAAAAAUAAGAAAAAAUCCGAGCAGGAAGCUGACGGAUUCCCCUCGCCCACACGGGAGCGGCUGACUCAAAACAACAACAGCAGCAAUCCUCCACCUCCGAAGCACAAACGCUGGCAAGAGCUUUGGAAUUGUCUUACGUAAAAACAUCUUCCCUUUGUUUCCACGCAGGGACUUCUCCUUAUGGGCUCCGCUAAGUCCCUGAGCCUCGUCAGGUCCUUAAUUGCGUUUGCGCUAGGACGGGGUGUACAAAACCCGACCCGGGGGCUGUUUGCAGACCCGACACAUUCUAGAAAUGGAAUGAACAGCAAAUACAGCCGCUGCCUGGUUAUCGCCCAAAAUGGCCGCCUCCAUGUUUAUUUUUGGAAUGCAGGUUCUUGAGAAUGUUUUGUUAUGAUUGACGCCAUCACCCAAUGUCAGGACGUGGUGUCAAACUGGUGGCAGGGGAUCAUUUUGGAAUUUGUUUUCUUUGUGACUUUUUGGUUCUUGUUUUGAAAUAUCACUUUUUUUUUGCCAAACCUGACAAUUUUGGCAACUUUUCAUGCUCAAAAAUGCAAGAAAAGCCGCACAAUAUCCAUCCAUCCAUAUCCUCACUAGGGUCGUGGGCUAUGCUGGAGCCUAUCCCAGCUGUGAAGUUGCAGUGAUUCAAAUGCAAAGGUUUAACUUCAGGAUGGUUUUAUUGGAAAGUAUAAACAUUGGCCACACGGACAUGGCUGAUGGAUGACAUUGAAGUACAACUUGUCAAUCAUGAAACCUUCCACCUGAUGCUAGAAACAACUUUAUCAUCCUUUGAAUGUUCAAAUCUGCAAAGCGCAUGUCAAACAUUUUAUACUGUAUUAUACAUUUUCAUGUGAAAAAAAAUACAUUUUGGGUUGCAUUGUCUGAA